AUGGAGAUGUUGUCAGGUGGAGGGAGAUGUGGAGGAGUUUCUCGUCUGUCAGGAGGAACGUCUGCGGCGCCCUUGGCUGAGAUGAGUGGGGUCCUUAUGGAGACGGAGCGAGCGUGCGCCGCGCUGGAAAUGAUCUCGUACACACUGAUUCAUUGCCGGACGUUUGAGGGUGAAGUCAUGCACACAUCCAGAUGCUCUGCAAUCAUCUUGUCCAUGUUGAAGCACCACAAUCACCUGCUCUUCAUAACCUCCAUCCAAACAUCCAGAUGCCUCCAGAAGGAAGAGGAGCUAAAUGAUCAUGAUGCAUUCAAGGUCAGCUUAAGCAGACUUCACACUGUGCCGUCAUUGGCUGCAGAAGUCCGCUUGUAUUUCCCUGGAGUUUUAAUAAGAACAUAA
This is a messenger RNA of Xyrichtys novacula (pearly razorfish), 396 nucleotides long. The record is from the annotation of a GenBank genome assembly. NCBI's taxonomy places the organism in Eukaryota, Metazoa, Chordata, Actinopteri, Labriformes, Labridae.